CCGACCGACGACACUUCUUGAUCUCCAUCUCAUCCGGAACGCAACAAUCGGGACUUACCUUCGCUGAAUUCCCGCUCUCACUGGGGCUGUCUCGGGUGGAUCUAAAGUCCUGCGAUGCGGCCGGUCACGCUCAAGGCUUCUACCGCUGUCUGGGACCUUUGCGCGCCCUGAAGAUCACUAAGACAUCAUGUCGAGCUGGGCGGCGCUCAAUAUCGAGCCUGAUGAGCUGGUGGAGGAAGAGGUCGACGAUACGAAGGAAAUCCAGAUCGAGGAAGCCCUCAAGCUCUACCAAAAUGCAUUGAAGCUCCAUUCCCAGGGUCCCCAGUUCUAUGCCCAGGCCGCGGAGGCUUAUGAUGCCCUGCUGAACUCGGAGAUCUUCAAAUACCCUGAAUCCAUCUCCGACUACAAGCGCGCCAACUUGCAGGACCCUGACCUUCCAGUUGAGGAUGCCGGGGGCUCGGGUGCCGCCGAGGCUCUUGCCGAGUUUGAUAUUAAUGACUCCACUUCGAGCACUCUUAUGCAGACCAUUUAUCUGGCUUACAAGAACCAUGGUCAAUUUCUGUUAGAUGGUCUACGGGCGGCCUUGGAGGGACUAACUACCGACGCCGUUGAUACCGAGGAACUACCGGCCAAGGUCACCAAGCAGGCCGGCGCGGCUCUGGCAGACUUCGCCGAGGCGCUGGAGCGCGAUGAUUCCGAUCUCAACCUCUGGAGACAGAGCGCAAGGCUCUGUAGCACUCUGCAAAGCUACCGCCUCAUGCGGUACUGCCUGGAAAGCGUCCUGGCAGAUGAUGAGAAUCGUCUGGAAGUCCGCACGGAGCAGCUGGGCUUGGAGGAGACGUUUGCCGAGGAACGUUUGCGCGAGGUUCUGUUGUCAGUGCAGGAUCGACUGUCCGUGUCGCAAGUGCCCCUCAAGAAGCCCAAAAAAGCUCUCCUGAAAUUCCUCAGGAGGCAGGCUGACCCCUUCCCGUACCUCCCCGCACUUCCUCAGCAUCUCGAGGAUAUGCCGCCGUCAAAGUCUCCUCUUUUCCUCCAGAGCGUCCGCCACGAAAUCAGGCCGGGCAGCCCCACGUGGGCUGCCCUGGGAAAAGCUAUACUCCAAUCCCUCAUCGAUGAUGAAUCAGGCGUCGCGGAGAUCGCACCUGGAUCGUCAGUCUUCAUCUCGCUUCCAGCGCCCAGUCCCGAGCUGAGAUAUACCGUAGAAGUCGAAAUUCCGGCCUACCAUCCGCCGGCAGAGGAGCUAAAGUUCGAAAGGCAACAACCCGACCCUGCACCUGCCGAUCUUGACCAGGCUGCGGAUGAGCCACCCCGCGUGAAAUCAGAAGGUCCUGACGAUCAUUCCUCCAUUGAUCAACGCGCGGAGAAGCAACUUAUGGAGUCUCUAGAGACACAGUCCACAGAGCCUCCCAGCCGGGGCAACCAGCAAGACAGCGCAAACAUGGACGACGCCGGUACUCGACCGGUAUCAACAGGGCGAAAGCGAUCUUCGGCGUUCUUUCAGCCCGACGACGUCGAGAAUCUGCGGGCCAAGAGCAGAAGAACACGGCUUCGAGAGUCAGCCGCGCAUGCAGACAAUUCUUCCCAGGCGGUAGACUUGGCUGCCGACUAUGCUAGGUUCUACGAGGACCGUCUGGAAGGGUACGUGCAGGCCGACGACUCGAUGCAGUCUGCUGUUGGCCACCUGUUGGCCAAAUGCGGUAUCGAAGAUCUGAGUGAUAUCGAUGAGCUCAGAAAAGCGGUGCGGGCGAUGGCGGAGCGGAAAGAUACAGCUGAAGCCUCGGCUGAUGAUGAUUCCCGCGAACCCCAUCACCUCGUCCAGGACUUACUAGAGACACUCCGAAACUGGGAUGAAGCAAGAUCCCAGGUCACCUACCAACCUGACAGCCUGUCUACCCUUCAGGACAUUCGGGGAAUGGGAAACUCCGGGCUGGCUAUCUUCUUGGAACACUCGAGAAAGUCGGCCAGGAAGCUGGGGGUGAAGCAGGCACUCACUGAUGAUAGGAACCUUUUUAGUCUCACGACAAUGAUCAACGACGACUUCGUACAUAUUCGCGAUGCUGCCCUUGCCUGGCUUAAAGCCCUGUUGAUGCCGAAAUUCGCAAAGCAUUCCCUAAGUCAUGAUGUGCCGAAGGAGUGGCCUGCUUUUCAGUCCACUUACACAUCGUUGCAGUGGCCAGACUCACUGAAAGAGACUGUGGUACAGCUCCUGCUGCACCAGGACGAGUUUAUCUACAGGAGCAUGCGCGAACAGGUCGAAAGCCUUGAGAACCAAAUCCUCACCCACGGGUCUGAAUCCACUUUUCCGUACACCCUUGCUCACUUCUCAGAUCUGGAAAUGAUCCAAACACUUUUUGAACUUCAUCUUGACAUAUACGCGUCGAUCAAUAAUCCUAAUAGCGAGGUGGAUGGAAGCACGAGGAUCCAGCAGCGUGAGCGCUUGGGGCGAUGGGGUCUCCUCGCACGCACUUCUUUGACACACUUCCUUGACCACAGCACCCCCAGUACUAGCAGCCAAGAGAGCUUCGCUCUUCGCCACAUUUGGGCAUCGACUUUCCAUUCCAACAUGGCCAGCGACAUCCAAAGGGAGCAUGUAUUGCUCUGUCUUGAAGAACUGAAAUUUCUUUUUGAUAGUCUCAAAAAUCCGGUGAUUGGCCUUGUGAAUAAUGCCAUCAUGCCUGAGCUGUCCUCCGAAGCCGUCGACCAAGAAAUCUCAAAGCUCAAGUCUAUGGACUUCUUCAUGAAGAUAUUCAACCCCAACUCGGAAGACCCAGUGGAUCUCAUUGAGACUAUUGAACCUAUCCUCGAGCCCACAUCUGUUCAGUUUGAUGGGGCUGACGAGGAUAACGAGCCAUAUGGUCGGCCCACCUCUCAGAUCGCUGAGAUGGGUUCUUUCCUAGAUCGUGGCGAUGCCACAUUGAGACUGUUCCUCUGGCGAAGACUCCAGGAUGCCUACAAGAAAAUCGAUUAUCCGCCCAAGGUCAUUUCCUGCCACCUACGCAGCAUCGAAAUCAUAAUGAAGGAACUCCAAGGUUCUUCGCAGUCCGAAGAACCCAGUGAGCAUCGCCAAAUCACUCUGCUUCGGUGGCUGAAAUCGCUUGAUGGUAUUCUGAAUAGAACUGUGACAGCCGUGCUGAUGGACCCAGGCAAAGCAUACGAGUGCUUUGACAUGGAUCAUCUGAAGACCUCCAUUGCUGCCGUGGCCUCUCUGACCAGAAUUCUCUAUAGUUUCUCAUUGUAUGAGGAUCUGCUUCGCGUGGGUGUGGUCUCAGGCGCAGAGGUUCGCGGGGCGCUGUCAAGGUCUCUAGAGAGCCUCAAGGAUAGACUACGCGAGAUGCAGGUUCGUUGCUGGAUCUUGCAAUACACGCUCUUGAAAGAAGCCAUGUCGCAAGAAACGGAGCUCGAGUCUUCUGCGGAGGAUCGAAUUAACUACUUGCGAACUGUACAUCAAUGCCUGGGCAUUCGCAAUAUGUGCAAACUGUCUCACAAGCAAUUCUUGAAACUCAUGAGGUCUGAGCUCUUCGCCAUAGGGGUGAAUGACGACACCGAAUGGGACAUUUGUCAGCUUCUCUACGACAUCAAUGGCAUCAAGUGCUCACCACUAUAUGGCGAGCUAGACGAUCACAAAUGUCCGACGGAAAAGCUGGAUCGGACCACAGCUAUCACCAUGGUUAACCUGGUCAUGAAACAGGCUCAGCGGAUGAGCAUCAAGGACCUGUCGAAGUCGGAGCUGAAGUCUACUAUUGAGAAGAUGCAGCAGGCCAUCGGUACGACAAAAUCAUCCCCUCCACUGUCAUACAACAAGCGCAUUACCAAUGCCUACCUGAAGUCUCCAAUCAAUCCUUUAGCGCUCUUCCGAUCCAUUCAAGGUGUAGCAGGUUUAUCGCUGAUCCCGGUGCUUACUGAAAGUGCUAUCAUUGCUCGGAAUGGCUGGUACUUCCUUCUGGGAAAUGCUGCUCUAACCAGAUUCCGCUCCCAGAAACGCUUGAAUCCGGUACCAACCACUGAUCUCGACGAUGCUGUCAUGUGCUUCAGACAGGACAUUGAGCAUGGGACUGCACGAUGGGAGACUUGGUACAGAUUAGGACAGACAUAUGAUUCCAAGUUGGAAGAAGACAUCACCUGGUCUGCUGACAGGAUUAACAACAACCGAGCGGAACUGGUAAUCUGGCAGCGGUAUGCUAUCCAUUGCUAUGCCAUGGCCAUUUCAACAGCUAUGGCGACCUCAGACCCGACACCAGAAACUCGUGAGAUGCUAGCAGAGCUUUUCCACGAUUUUGGGAUUCGCCUGUACUCGUCUUCAAGAGAACCGCUGUCAAUGGGGGCAUUCAGUCUAGCAGAUUUCACGCGGCAUUUUAGCAACGAGGAAAGUCAGCAGAUGUACGAAGGCCGGCCGUUCAAAGAGAUGAGGCUAUACUCCGUGUGGAAUCUAGCCAGCCACCUCCUCAAGCGCUCUCUUGUGGAUAAACCCAGAAACUGGAUGACUCAUUACAUGCUAAGCAAAUGUCUCUGGAAGAUGUACAGCUGUGAUGACGCUGUCAGAGGGACUUCCAAACAAAUCGAACUAGACACUUUACUGGAUUCCCUGCUUGACGCAAUUGAUGCUCUUCCGCAACGCAGAGACUCGCGCUCGGAGCCUAUAUUCGAACCUCACUACAAGCUUGUAACCAUAGUGCACAAGCUGGUUCGGCGCGGGGCGUUAGAGCCCGCCGACGCCAGCAAGACACUUCUCGCUACGCCCUGGUCUCGCAAGGUGCAACCACCGGGAGACAAGGCUUCAUGGAAGCGAUACAUCCUUGAAGUGCUUCGCAACUUGAAGAAUGCGGACAAGUCGAACUGGCACCACCGCAUGGCAUACAGAGCUGCACGGAUCAUUUAUGAAGAUGAUCAAGAUUCUAUUGACGCUGCCUCCGCCGCCAAGAACGAGCUCACACAGCAAAUCUUCACUAAGACCAUGACGAUUCAAGUUUGGCGACCAGAAUUCGAGCGUCCCGGGCGACACUUCGUCUACACGACGCGCUACGCGUACUUCUUCGUCGCCCUACUCGACCAGCUCGAUGACCGCGCCAACCUCGACCAACUUCUCCGCCGCGUACGCAAGAAGCAGGGCGACUUUGUCAACCACGCCAAAUUGUGGGAAGACAUGUGCCUUACCUAUGCCAGCGUGAUCCGGCGUGCGGCGGAUAUCAGCGAAGGCCACGAGGAGAGUGUCUUUAGACCGAUCGGGUGGGACGAAUUUGUCACCAACACGGGGCGCCUCGAGGGUCUGACUGACCUAGCACCCGGAAGUGACUCCCUCCUGGAACUCAUCCGCGACGCCAUUGAGCUGAAGAAACUCAACAACAACCUGAUGAAAGUCGCGCUCCUGGAGGAUCUGAUCGCCGACGUCUACUCCCGCCUGUACCAGAUCAACAUGCCGCAAGUCCUCGAACAAGCACAUGAAGAAAACAAAGAAAAAAUCAAAGGCGACCAUCUCAACGCCGGCGGCAUAAUCAACAGCGACGGCGCCGCCGACAACACCCCCACGCCGCCCACCUCUGCACCGGCCUCGGAGGCGCCCGCCCCGCGUGGCCGCACCAAGGGUAUCGCCCGACGGGACAUCCAGAAGCGAUCCGAGGCCAUCGUCCACCGUAAAGUCCCACCCCGGCUGCCUACCUCCGCCGGCGCCAACAUCUCUACCACCAACCCUGCAACCACCACCGCAACAGCGACCGGUACGCGAAAGACCCCCACCGGUACCGAAUCCGCCACCGCACCGCUCGAUCACCAAACCCACCCCUCCGAAUCCACCACCUCGGCCACUGCAGGGCCAGACAAGAAUAACAAGACCCUCAAAACCGGCGGACUUCUUCUGGCGGAAGGAUUGGCUUCCGGCCAGCAGAGCGAUACCCCCGCUAGUCUGCACGAUAGUGCGGAUGACGAGAGUGAGCUCAGCGAAAUGGACGAUGAGAAGCUGUCCAAGUUGACUUCGGAGCCUAAGCUGCUAUUCCCGAAUCUGCGGGAUGGCUCGAUGGAUCCGGAGUCUGAGUUGGAGGGAAUGGCGAGUGGCGACGGGGAGGAUGCGGAGCUGGGCGAUGGGGAGGAUGAGGAGGACGGCGAGGAGGAUGAGGAGGAGGGUGAUGCCGAUGGAGAACGGGAGGGAGAAGAAGGCGAUACCAUGGUCGAAGAUGGCGAGGAAGAUGAAGGUGAGGGUGAGGGUGACGAAGGAGACGUGGAUAUGGAAGGCGACGAGGACGAAGAGCAAGAGGAAGAUGAGGGCGAAGAGGACGAAGGCGAAGGCGAAGAGGACGAAGACGAAGAAGACGAAGGUGAUGAGAACGGGGACGAGACCGUCGAUGAAGCUGAAGCCGAGGCUGAAACUGGUCCAGUUGAAAUCGCGGGCACGGAUGAUGAUGAUGACGACGAGAACAUGACCUAGCCUGACCUGCGGAUGCUUGAACCGUCUCUCUCUUCUCUUCUUCCGCCGCAGCUAGCAACUUCUCUCUCUCUUCAUCGUGCUUGGCUCUGCCUCAUCUCUUGGUUUAUUAGCUUCGAUUGAUUCCCAUUUUGUAUUUUUAGGCUGGCUGGCUCAUAUAUCUGCCAGGCAACAACAACAACAACAACAACAACAAAUAUCGGCAUCACCAACAGCCACACCAG
Messenger RNA from Aspergillus homomorphus CBS 101889, 6636 nucleotides. It is a transcript of the gene hir3, whose product is annotated as putative transcriptional corepressor of histone genes (Hir3). Lineage: Eukaryota; Fungi; Ascomycota; Eurotiomycetes; Eurotiales; Aspergillaceae. Gene Ontology annotation, cellular component: nucleus; HIR complex. The transcript has 4 exons. The record is from RefSeq and is a predicted model, not a curated record. Gene Ontology annotation, molecular function: protein binding; nucleosome binding. Gene Ontology annotation, biological process: chromatin organization. Bases 188 to 6415 code for a protein of 2075 amino acids.